AACCAACAAUGAAUAUCCAUCCAUCCAUUCAACCAUUCUACAAAGGUUUCUCUUUUCUCAAAUCUUCCAACACCUAAUCCCAAAUUCUUCGCUAAACCCUCACUCACAAAACUCAUCAGCAUCGCAGCCAUGACCGCUGAAGCGCCGAAGCCAGCGCGACCCUGUGACUACUGUGGUCACUCCAUGGCGGUUCUCUAUUGCAGAGCCGAUUCAGCCAAGCUCUGUUUCUCGUGCGACCGCGAGGUUCACUCUACCAACCAGCUCUUCUCGAAGCACACGCGGACGCUGCUCUGCGACGCAUGCGAUGAUUCCCCUGCUACCAUACUCUGUUCCACCGACACCUCUGUUUUCUGCCAGAACUGCGACUGGGAGAAGCACAACCCGUCGCUCUCCGAUUCCCUUCACCAACGGAGGCCCCUCGAAGGCUUCACCGGUUGCCCUUCGGUCUCCGAACUUUUAUCCGUUGUGGGGUUUGGAGAUCUCAGCAAAAAAUCGCUGCUUUCUUCGCCUCAGGGAAGUGCCGCUGAUGGGUUCCUCGGGUGUGAAAUUGAAGGGUUUUCGGAUUUGUUUGUUUGGGAUGCGCCUUCUGUUGUUACGCUUGAUGAUUUGAUUUCUUCUUCCGCUUCUUCUCAUAGCUUUCAGGCCAUGGAAGUUCCUCCCCUGCCUAAGAAUCGUAAGGCUGCUUGUGGGCGACACAGAGAAGAGAUUCUUAGUCAGCUUCGGGAAUUGGCCAGGUCUGAGCCAUUGGAUCUUGAACAAUAUGUGCAACCAGAAAACCUGUCCUCGGCUUUUGAAAGUGACGUGGAGUGGCAUAGAGAAAUGAGCGAGCCUAUGUAUCAAGUUGUUCCUCCUGACCCAUCAUUGAGAACUUAUACUGAAGAAGUUCCAGUUAAACAAUCCACUUCUGUGGGGGAAACUCACACCUUUGGCGACAAGGGAGGGAAUCCAUCUAUUUCUCUUAACUCUGAAACCCUACCAACUACUCCCAAAGCUGGUGCAUGUGAGUUAACUAGCCAAGAAAGAGAUUAUGCAUUGUUACGGUAUAAACAGAAGAAGAAAACAAGAAGAUAUGACAAGCACAUAAGAUAUGAAUCACGAAAAGUUCGUGCAGAAAGCAGGGUGAGAGUCAAGGGUCGAUUUGCUAAGAUGGAGCGGGAACAUUAAAAUGGUAGGCUGAUAUCUUUAGCAUUUGAAGUAUAUAUGGAGCAGAAAAGAUACAUGGAGAAGGAGUUAUUUUUGCGGGCUAGCGCAUUCUUCUGUGGUUUUAGAAACACGGUAGCUUGGAUGAUGUUAACGUUCCAGCAAAAUGUAAGCUUGUACAAAUGUUUUUCCUUGUUACUCAUUAGAGAAAUGCUAAAAACACAUUGUCUGACGCAUUCUUUGUCCUUGUAGAGGUGUGUUUCUAGCACUUUUCUAACUCUAUGAAUGCUAAAAUGAUAUAGGAUGUAGAAUGUUAAUUGUUGACUUUUCUCAGAUAUUUACGAAAGUGUGAGGUGUAUAUACCAAAAUAAAAUAAAUAAAAUUGCGUGAAUACUA
Molecule: messenger RNA, 1536 nt
Organism: Vigna umbellata (rice bean)
Lineage: Eukaryota; Viridiplantae; Streptophyta; Magnoliopsida; Fabales; Fabaceae
Product: zinc finger protein CONSTANS-LIKE 13
Molecular function (GO): zinc ion binding; protein binding
Source: RefSeq, a predicted model, not a curated record